CCCCUGCAGGACUUGUCUGGCUGCAGAUUUCUCAUUCUCACUCUGUCACAGUUGCCCUGUGGAUCACUGCAUGCUGCUAGGGGAUUCAGGGUGACCUCAGCCUGCCCUGAGCCUCCUGCACUCCUCUGGUUGUGUCCCUGGGAUCUGGGGAGCAGCUGAAACCCCAGGAAAACUUUCCCAGCCCAAAUCUCUCCUCCCAGCUUUCCAGAGCUGCAAAGUGGUGAAGCUGGAUGUGGCCUCACACCCAAAAAGCUCCCAGAGCCCUGAGGAAGAGCUGUGGAGGUUUUGCUGCAGAUGCCUGCUGUGCCACUCAGGUUUUGGUGCUUUCUUCAUGGAACCCUUGCUUGGAGCAAGAGUUUAUCCAGCACCAUGUGCAGGGCUCCCCAGCAGCACAUGCCUGGCUGACCCUGCUUCCAACCUUGAAUUUCCAAAAGGAGAUUCCUCACACCUGUGGGUGCUCUGAAGACCUCUGCAGAAAUGCUGCCCUCAGCCCCAGGGCUGGGCUUCCUCCUUUUGCUUGGGUGUCAGGUGGCUGCUGCAUCUUCUCCUGGGACAGAUCUGUGCUCCAGCUCUUCUGUCAAUGGGUCAGCCAAGAGAUGCUUCUGGAGGUGGCCCAGGGCCAAGCCUCUCCCUGCAACCUCACUUUUGGUCAAUAUGCCUGUGCACAGAGUGCUUGGCUUCAGGACCUUCAGGAUGAUUUCCUCCUCUCCCUGUACUCUUGCCUUACCUCUACACCUGCCCGUGCUGUGGAUGCUGAGUAUUCCAUCCUCUUCUUUUCCAAAUACACCACCAAGAAGCUUGGGGCUGCUCUGACUCUCUUCAGCCAGCAGUUUUCUCAGGUGCCUCUUUCUCUGGAGUGGAACAUGAUCUUCAUCAAUGGGCUGUGGGAGAAGAUGCUGCAAGAACCUGACAUUGAGAGCCCAAAUGUUUUGUCUCAGUGGGUCCACGAGGGGCUUCAGCCAUUCCUGGCCAAGCCCAAGGUCUUUGCUUGCCUCCAUGCCAAAAAUGUGUCAUGUGAGACAUUCCAGAAGAUAGUUGCUGCCCUGAGUGCCAUUUAUUCUGACCUCUCAAAGGAAGAGCAAAGGAACCUUUACACUGGCAUCAAGCACUAUCUCACCCAGGAUGGAUCAAACCAGAAAUGCUACAGCACAGCUGCUCCAGGGCUGAAUUCCACUGCUUGGUUUGAAAAUUAUCUUGGAUCCUUUUUGGAGCAGGCUACUGCUGGAGACCUGCAACGUUUUGCUGAUGAGCCAACACUUCAAAAAUUUGCCCGUGAUCCUGUCAGCAUGGAGAGGAUCAGCAACCUCACCCUGCUCCAGGAGACAGCUGUGUACUACACCUCACUGCUGACCUCAGCACCUGAUUUUCCCUUGUCAAGGCUCCCAGACAAAUUCCUUUGCUACCUGAGCCCCUCAGCAGUGAGCAACCUGAGCAGUGAUGAAGCUUUGAGCUUGGCCCAGAGGAUCAGCAAGAGCUGUGCCUUGAACCUGACACACAGAGGGAUAACCAGAGAGGGAGCUCCCUCCUUCCUGACAACAGAGGAGCUGCAGGUUGCAUCCUCUUUGGUGGGGAAGUUUGAGAAUUUCACUCCUGCAGUCCUAGAUGACUUGGGCCAGGUUGCAGUUGGGCUCUCUGUGUCUGACAUCAAAACCAGCAUCAGUGGUGAAGUCCUUGAAGCAGCAGUUCCUGCCCUGGCUGAAAUUCAGGCCUGGACUCCUGAGCAGUCCAGGGCUAUCAUCAACAAACUGCUCAGCUCUGGCUAUCAGAUCCAGGAUGGACAGAGCCUGGCAAAGCUUGGGAGCCUGGUGGCUGGCCUCAACAGCAGCACAGCUCGAAGUCUGCCUCCAGAAGUCAUCUGGGAAGCCAUUAAGUUGCCUGAGUUUGUUCAGCAAACGGUGACUCUGCCCUCUCUUCUCAAAAGGAUAUUUGUGGACAAGCUUUCCUCCAGUGCAGUCCAUCCUGCUGACCUGGUUAAAUAUAUCCCUGAUGCUUUGGCCAGUUACAUUCCAAAAACAUUGCUUGUUUUUGGGGAAGAGAAGCCCAGCAUUCAGGAUCUCAACAAUAAAAGCUGGACCCGAGAGCAGGCUGCCAUGUUUUUCAGUGAUGUGAUAAAGACAGAGCCUGACUUCAACAGGCUUUCCCAGUCAGUCCUCCAAGGCUUCACAUGUACAGCUGCUGAUGAUGUGGGAGAAGAAAGAUUUCAGGAGUUGGCCAAAGUCAUGAAGAAGAAGAAGGUCAAGCUGGGAGAAGACCAGCUGAGUUGCUUAGUGAGGAUGGUGACUCUGCAUGGCAUUCCCAAGGAUUUAGACAACUAUCCUACAGACCUUCUGCUGUUUUUAAGUCCUUCAGACUAUGCAGCCACAGGGAGCUGUGUGCAGUACUUUGCUCGUGUUGGGAAAGCAAAUCUUGAUGUUCUGCCCAGAGAAUCAUCUCAACGCAAGCAGCUGCUCCUGGAUGCUUUAACAUGUUUGCAAAUUCCUGGCACACAAAUAAAUGAGGAAAACGCAGAGAUUCUGGGACAUCUGCUCUGUGACCUGGGUGGAGAAUACAUCAGAGGUUCUGGUGGGAGUUUGCUGAAGCAUUUAAGGCAGUGUAAAUCUUUCCUGCCUGAUCAAGAAGAGGCUAUUAGGAGUGUCAUCAGUGGUGGUAACACUACCUUUGGGCUUCCUGCAGCUUGGUCAGCUUUUACCUUGGAUGAGCUCAGUGGGUUGAUUCCUGUGCUUGAUCACAGCAUCCUGCAGCAGAUCCCCAAGAGUGCUUUACUUGUUUGGCUGAAGAACUUUGCCCGUGCUUCCCCUCUGACCAGGGACGAGGUGGCCACUGUUGUGGAAGAGCUCCUGCCCACAAGACACAAACGUGCUGAUGGUUGUCCACCUGGCAAGGAGAUAACAGAGGAUGUUCUUAAUGACUCUCUUAUGCCUACUUACUACUCAGCUGAGGAGUUACAUGCUUGCCUGAAGAAUGUCUCUCUGGAGAAUCACCUCUCUCAGAUGAUGAGCUACCCCUUUAGUGAUGAACAAUUAGCUGUGCUGAAGAAGUAUCUGGAUGAGACAUAUCCUGAUGGGUAUCCUGAAAGUCUGCUCCCCAUAGAGGAUCCUCUCCUUGGUCUCAUCACACCCAAGGACAUUUCCAAAUGGAAAAUAACUUCAGCUGACACACUGGCUGCCUUUCUAGAAAAUAACCCCUCUCCUGAGCUGGCUACUGCAGUCAUUGAACGCUACACUGGGCUGGGCAGUGCCUUGAACAACACUGCCCUGAUGGCAAUAGGCACCAGAUAUCUGUGCAUCCUGAAUGCUACUGACUUGAAGAAGAUAGACCCCAGCAGCUUGAAUUUGUCAUCUCUGUCUCUGGAUCCUUCAAACUGUUCCCAGAUUACAAAAGACAUCUUAUAUGCCAAAGCAAAAGAGGCUUACUCAGAGCAACGUUAUUCAGCUUCUUACUAUGACAUGAUUGUGCCAUAUUUAGAGGGUGCUCCUGCUGAGGAUCUCAGAGCUCUGAGCAAAGAAAAUGUGAACAUGAACAUCAGCACUUUGAUGAAGUUGAGAAGAGACUCUUUGAUGAGCCUGAAACCUUCUGAGGUUCAGGGCUUGUUGGGGCAGAUGAAUCUUCCUGACCUGAAGGCAUGGGAGAGCACAUCCCCCAUCCGGGAGUGGAUCCGAAGGCAGCAACAACCAGACCUGGAUAAACUGGGAAUUGGGCUGACUGGGGGCAUACCAGUAGGCUACAUCAACAUUGUCACCCCCAAAUUUGACCAACCAUCCUCAGCCCCCCUGGGUGCUGUGGCCAUGCUGCUCCACCUCCUGCCUGCUCUGCUCAUCACUUUCCUGACGAUGUCAGUCUUGUGCUGAGAAUCUUCCCUCAAGAGAAAGCAAGACCAGGGGGAGCAGCCUGGGUACCUCUCUGGGACAGCCAGGCCUGGGGACUGAGAGGGUGCUCAGUAGUAGUAAGGCAGCCACUGCACAGCCCUGGGUUUACUUUUAGGUACUUUUCUCUUUCAAAUCACUCAAAACAAAAUUUAAAAAAUCAGUGUUGUGGCUGAAGGGAAGAUUUCAAACUCUUCAGAGCAGGAUCUUUGCUUUUUGAACCCACCAAGCCCAGGUAAGACCCAGCCAUGUGACUGCAACACAGGCAGCAUCAAUAUUCUGAGAAAUUUGACUGUUCUGGGUGUUAGUGAUUGUAUUUUCUCCAGGAACAUGAUUUCUUGACACUGCCAAGGUCUCUGAGCAGCAGUGAUUGUAAAUGAACCAUUGAUCUAAGUAAAAAAUACC
Messenger RNA from Calypte anna (Anna's hummingbird), 4268 nucleotides. RefSeq names its product mesothelin-like. Bases 231 to 3848 code for a protein of 1205 amino acids. The transcript has 30 exons. Lineage: Eukaryota; Metazoa; Chordata; Aves; Apodiformes; Trochilidae. The record is from RefSeq and is a predicted model, not a curated record. Gene Ontology annotation, cellular component: cell surface. Gene Ontology annotation, biological process: cell-matrix adhesion.